Iphiclides podalirius (scarce swallowtail) is the source of this 1500-nucleotide messenger RNA. NCBI's taxonomy places the organism in Eukaryota, Metazoa, Arthropoda, Insecta, Lepidoptera, Papilionidae. The record is from the annotation of a GenBank genome assembly.
AUGUUAUUCAGGGAGGUCUCGCUCGACAUCGAGUCGAUAGAGACAAUCCAUGAACUAGACUCAGACCACAUGCCCGUCCUGUGUAAACUGGGCCAGAACGCCGGCGCGGUCUCUCCGACCAAAUCCGUAGUGGACUGGCAUCGUCUUGAGGUCAAACUCAAGGCCUUGGACCCCCAGGACUUAGUAGACUUACCCGAGACGAUAGCUACGUUCGAUGACGCAAAUCGAGCAAUAGUGAGUCUCCGCGAAACUAUUACUUCCGCAGUCACAGACUCGGAACGGACGGUGAAACUGUCGGGCGACCGACGGUUUAACUUUCCGCCCGACCUACGACAGGUAAUUAGACAGAAAAAUGCAGCCAAACGCGCCUUCGACCGAUACCGAUCGGAAUCGAACCGAACCCUACUUCGACGCCUUCAGCUAGAAGUCAAAGAUCGUAUAUCGGAACACCGACAUACAACGUGGGACAAUCUCCUAGAGGACAUCGAGCCAUCGCACACCGCCUACUGGCGGUUGGCCCGCAGUCUGAAAGCAGACCCCCGCGAAUCUCUACCGCCGUUAGUUAGACCUAAUAGCGCUUCAGUAGCCCUAGAUGACUCCGAAAAAGCCGAAUGCCUUGCGGACAACCUAGAGCAGCAAUGUACGCCAUCGCGCGAACACACCGAUACAGUCCACCUAACGGAGGUGGACCGCGUAAUCGAGACUAGGGCUGCGCUUCCACCGGAAGGCGAACCUUUAAAUUCAGUGACCCCCGAAGAGGUCCAAGAUAUUAUUAAAAAUCUAAAACCGAAAUCCGCCCCGGGCCCAGAUAAUAUCAGUAACAAAAUUCUUAAAGCUCUCCCUGGGCCGCUUAUCUGUUUACUGGCGACCAUUUACAAUACUUUACUCUCCAGUUGCUCCUUUCCCGACGACUGGAAAGAAGCCACGGUUAUCGGCAUUCGCAAGCCGAAUAAACCAGCCAACCAGCCCUCUAGUUAUCGUCCCAUCAGCCUCCUCAGUUGCCUGGGGAAGCUCUACGAGCGGCUUUUAUUAAAUAGGCUCAAUGAACACGUGUUUACCAACGGCCUUCUGCCGGCGGAACAAUUCGGCUUUCGAGCUAGACAUUCCUGUCCCGAUCAACUAUUCCGCCUAACGGAACAUAUCCUAAAAGGCCUAAAUCACCCUAAACAUAUUAGUACAGGGGCUCUUUUCUUCGAUAUCGCAAAAGCAUUCGACAAGGUCUGGCACAACGGCUUGCUUUAUAAGCUGUACACACGCAAGUGCCAGAUAGGCUCGUACACACCAUCCGGGCCUUCCUGUCAAACCGCUCUUUUCGAUAUCGAGUUGAAGGCACCCUCUCCACAAGCCGCCGCCUCACGACCGGCGUACCACAAGGCUCCUGCCUCUCACCUUUGCUCUUUACGCUCUACACGAGCGAUAUACCUAAAGACCCCCACGUCAAUCUCGCGCUUUUCGCGGAUGACACGGCGCUCUUUUAUUCAGACCGCAACCUUAGACUAC